AUGAGGUCUGCGAAGCACUGGACAUCGCUUUUUGAUUUAGAAACGAGCUAUAGUAAGGGCGAGCAAGAGAAAAUCAAAGACAUUCCAAAUUUAGAUAUAAGUUUGAAGAAGUCGAACAAGGAGGAGGAGACGCCACAGGAUCCUAUCAAAUGGUUUGGUGUUCUAGUACCACAGAGUUUGAAAACCGCGCAGAAACAUUUUCAGGACGCUCUUUACCUCGCUGUAAAAAUUGCCAAUGUACAAGCUCAGUUGACAAAAGUCACAAGUCAGUCUGAGUCUUUGAAAUUGCUAAAAAAAGUCGCUAUAUGA
Molecule: messenger RNA, 309 nt
Organism: Nasonia vitripennis (jewel wasp)
Lineage: Eukaryota; Metazoa; Arthropoda; Insecta; Hymenoptera; Pteromalidae
Product: coiled-coil domain-containing protein 115
Exons: 1
Coding region: 1-309 (102 amino acids)
Biological process (GO): vacuolar proton-transporting V-type ATPase complex assembly
Cellular component (GO): extrinsic component of endoplasmic reticulum membrane
Source: RefSeq, a predicted model, not a curated record